AUGGCAAAAUGUGCCAAGUGUAAUAAACUGGUGACCAAAAAAAGCCCUGGAUUGCAGUGUAGUAAAUGCUCCAAAUGGAUCCAUGCACAGUGUGCAUCCAUCACUGCCGAUCAGCUGAGUGCACUAAACUCAACUGACUCCGUGGACUGGAAGUGCCGUCCCUGCAACGGAAGCGCCCGCCCCAAGCGGUUGUCAUGCAUCAUGCCGGACGCGGACGAUGAAGAGGCCACCGACUCGGAGCAACAACAACCAACCAACAGUGACAUCACCCAACAUAUGCUAUCACAGAUAAGGAGAGAGGUACGCGAAGCCAUACGUAUGGAAAUGCAACAAGCAUUAUCUUUUUUCUCAGACAAAAUAGACGAGUAUGAGGAGAAGAUAAACAUAUAUGAACAGGAGCGCAAAAAUAUGGAAAAACAACAACAGGAACUCAAAAACAACUUGAACACUAUUACCCUGCGAAAUAAUAUGAUGGAGCAGCGGAUUAAUAUGCUGGAACAAUUACAGAUUAACAACAAUAUUGAAAUAUGCGGAAUUAAAGAAGAAAAAGAUGAGAACCUAACAAAUAUAUUAAAUACUAUAUGUUCCAAGUUGCAACAAAAACCAGCUGAUAUACAAAAAGUAUUCAGGAAGAAAUCACGCCAAACAAACAACAAUAGACGCGAGCACUCCGCCGUCACAGUCAUCCUGCGUGAUGGCUGCCGCAACCAGUGGGUCAACAGCGCGAGGGACACCCCCAUACACAGCAGGGACCUAGGCAUAGACGGAGACAACAGGAUCUACAUACGAGAGGAACUCACACCUUCAACUGCAUUCUUACUCUGGAAAACCAAGAUGGAAUUGAAGGAAAAACACCGCUUCAAGUUCGUAUGGAUAAAGCACGGGAAUAUAAUGGCGCGUAAGAACGAAAAUGAAAAAUACUUUGUUAUUAGGUCCCAAAGCGACAUCGAGAGAGCAGUCACCGAAACUCAGGACCGGUCUUAA
Plutella xylostella (diamondback moth) is the source of this 984-nucleotide messenger RNA. Lineage: Eukaryota; Metazoa; Arthropoda; Insecta; Lepidoptera; Plutellidae. The record is from RefSeq and is a predicted model, not a curated record.